AUGAAUAUUAAAGAUCAAUUAAGUAGUUUGGGAUGGUCAAUAAAAAUGGAUUUUUUCGAAAAAAAUAACCAACGAAUUAAUGAUAUUAAAAAUCAAUUACUUAAUAGUGAUUUACGACAAACUGGAGAAAAAUCUUUUCCUGACAUAGCAAAACUUGAUCAAACAACAAAACCAUAUAUUGUACAAUUACAUAAAACUCGUAAUGUAACAGCACCGAAAGAUAAUGAAUCAUCAUCAAGUAGACCACAUCUUUAUCGAUUAAUAAUUACUGAUGGACAUGCUUUUCAAAAUGCACUUAUUUUACCAUCACUUAAAAAUUUUAAUUUAGAUACACCACCUGGUGUUAAAAUUUUAUUAAAACCAAAAACAAAAAUUUUAAAUGGAUUUUAUAUAUUAAAUGAUCAAACAUGUGAAUUACUUGGUGGAACAGUCAAUGAACUUGUUCAUAAAUGGAGAUUAAAUAAAUUAAUGGGUAAACAUGUUCGAACAUUAAUUGGUGAAGGAGCACCACCACCUUGGGUUCCAUUUGGUACUAAACAUGCAUCAGCAAACACAGUUGAUACUUCUAAACGUUCAAUGGAUGUAGCUAAAAUGCAACAAAAUAAUGAAGAAGAUCCAGACUUUGUUCGUCAACGUCGUGCUGCUAUUGAUACUCUUCUUACUGAUCGACUAUCUAAAACACAAAGAUUUGCUACACAAAAUGUUAUCAAUGGUACAAAUUUAGCAAAAGGUUUUGAACAAGCAAAUCAACGCAUGGCAAGUGAAAGACCAAAAACAGCUGCAGCUACUUUUUCUGCAUCAUCAGUUUCUAAUAAACCGAUAAAUACGGCAGCAACAGCUGAAGCAAUUAAAUCUAAUACUCGAUUACCAGAAUGGGCAAAGAAUCAGAUUGCAGAUGAAGCAAUGGAAAAUGAUAAACGACGAGCACCAUCGGAUCGUAAACAAUUUUCUAAAAAUAAUUUUGAUGAUGAUGAUAAUCGAUCAAAACGAGGUGGUGGUGGUAGUUUUGGAGGACGUAAUCGACGAGGUCGAGGACGUGAUGAUGAUGAUGGAGGUGAAGAAACACGUCCAAGUAAAGAUGUUACUCUAUUUGAUUUUCUUGAAGCAAAAUCAAAAUCAACAACACAGAAAGCCCCACCGAAAACUCAAAAAAUUGAUUCAAAACCAAGUCAAUAUAAUGCUUCUGCAUCUAACCAAUCAAAUAUAUCAAGUGCUGUUCAAAAACAAAUCUUUGAAUUUGAAAAUGGUGAUCAAGUCUUAGCUCGAUAUUAUGAAGAUAAUGAAUAUUAUCCCGCUAUUAUAAUGAAUAUUAUGCAUGAUACUCAAAAAUGUACAGUUAUGUUUGACGGUUAUGAUUCUCAACAAAUUGUUAAUUUUGAUGAUAUUGAAUCAUAUGAAGAAGGAUAUUAUGAAGGUGACGAAGGUGAAUAUGAACAAGAACAACAACCACCACCGCCAACAUCAUCACAACGAAAUAAUCCUACUGCUCAAUAUCAACAAGGUCAAUCCGGUGGUUAUGGUUAUUAUAAUCAACAACAAGAUAAUCAAAAUCGAAAUCGACCAAAUUCAAGUCGAGGUUAUCCACAACAACAGUAUUCUAAUAGAUAUAAUAAUAAUAACUAUUAUUAUUAA
Molecule: messenger RNA, 1632 nt
Organism: Rotaria sp. Silwood1
Lineage: Eukaryota; Metazoa; Rotifera; Eurotatoria; Philodinida; Philodinidae
Source: the annotation of a GenBank genome assembly